GAUGGUCACAAUUGGCGAAUGGGUUAGGUUGGGUGUGCAAGUACAUUUACAGCCAAUUUCAGUAUGAGUUCUUAUACAUGUAGAGAUAGUUUGUAAUAUGAUUUUUGUAACCAUUGCCUUUAAAAAAAUUGUCUAUUGCAAUAACAAAGUUAUUGGUUGUGACAUGUAUUAUGCUAAUCUGUAUAUUCCUUAUUUUAGUGUAGAAUAGUUUUUAAGUGUUAGUUGAUUAUAAAACGAUCUUUCGGUAGGUCUAGUGUGCAUGCGCUAGGUGUACUCGAUCGAGAAAGUGGUGUUAUUUUACCUGAGGCAUAUGACGGACGUUAGUAAUUUCUUUUUUAAUUCAAGUACUAAUUCGCAACAAGAAUUAGUCAGAUGAAGGUAAUUUAUGCAGUAAGAUAAUGUCAGACGAUGAUGCUGCAUUGGAUUCAAUGGAUACAGAAGAAGAUAUUUUUACUCCAAGGAUUCGCAGCCUUGGCUCCAAUGUUAGAAGAGUUAAAAAUUUACGUACUUUACGAUCAAAUUCUACUUCUCAUAUAUCUGUGAAUAAUUUAAGUGUACGUCGUAGUACACGUAAUAGAAUGCAAACGUAUGAUAAUCUUAAUACUAGCUGGAUUUUAGGAACACAAACUCUGAAAGGUUAUCCUAUGUUUCAACAACAUGGUUCUUCAUCUGAUAAAGAGAUGGUGGAUGAAGUACCUGAAAGAAAACGUGAUCUUCGAGACCGUAUGCCCCUUAGAUCACGUGAAAAUCAUCCUCCUAAUAAAAAUUCAACAAGACAUAUUAGGGAAAGGACUGAACAUGAUCGACAAAGUAAUAGAGAACUUAGAGGUAGAGGUGAUCGAGAUAUUAGAGAAAAAACAGAACAAGAAAAAGAUAUUAGACAUCUUAAAGACAGACAAGAUAGAGAAAGGGACAGAACAGAAACAGAACAUAAAGAUAAAAUAGAAACCAGAAGUAAAUCAAAUGAAGAGAAAGAUAUAAGAGCACGGAAAUCUGAUAGUCCAAGUAGACUUAAGGACGGCCCUGUUACAAGACUUGGUGGCAGUUUAAGUGAAAAAGAUAUGAAACCUAAAGUAGAACAAGAUGAAGCAGAUGAAGAUAGCUUACCAGAAAGUGAAAAAGCAGAAAAUAACGAUAAUUAUGAAAAUGAAGAUGGUUAUGAGGAUAUGUAUACACGUAUUAAACGAACUAGAAGGAAAGCACAGCGCCAAUUACCAAGGGGUAAGAAACUUGCAGUGGUAGAUAGUGAUUUAAGUGAAUCUUCUGAUUCUCCUGGUCCUAGAAAAUACAGUUUACGUCAAAAAAAACCUACUGUAGAUAGAUUUCAAGCUAACGUAGAACCAGUUAGACGAUCUAUAAAAGCACUUAGAAGUGUUCUUAGUAAUUCAAUGAGAAGACGUAAACAUAGAAGUAAAAGUACAAGCUCUAGUGAUUCCAGUGAUUCGGAACCUCAGCGUUAUGAUAAGAAGAAAAGCAAAAAAGCGAGGCAAUCAGCAAUACCUCAGGGUGGACCGCCUGAUCGUAAAGCAGAUAUAAAUCCAAUUACUUUAGAUACUAAUAUUAGAUUCAAUGAUGUCGGAGGCUUAGAAUCACAUAUUCACUGCCUUAAAGAAAUGGUUGUUUUUCCUAUGAUGUAUCCAGAUGUAUUUGAACGUUUUCAUAUUACCCCACCAAAAGGCGUACUCUUUCAUGGUCCACCAGGAACUGGUAAAACGUUAAUAGCCAGAGCAUUAGCAAAUGAAUGUAGUCAGGGCAGUAGGAAAAUGUCAUUCUUUAUGAGAAAAGGCGCAGAUUGUCUAUCUAAAUGGGUCGGAGAAUCAGAGCGCCAGUUGCGAUUAUUGUUUGAGCAGGCUCAACUAAUGAAACCGUCCAUAAUAUUUUUUGAUGAAAUUGAUGGCCUUGCACCUGUUAGAAGUACGAAACAGGAUCAAAUUCAUGCUAGCAUUGUGUCUACUCUUUUAGCUCUUAUGGAUGGCCUCAGCGAUAGGGGAGAGGUUAUUGUUAUUGGAGCGACAAACAGAAUAGAUGCUAUUGAUCCAGCAUUACGCAGACCCGGUCGUUUCGAUCGAGAAUUAUUUUUUCCCUUACCUUCUAAGAAAGAAAGAUUAGAAAUAUUAAAAAUUCAUGUUAGUAAAUGGAAAAACCCCCCAUCAGAUCAAUUGUUAGAAACAUUAGCUGAGAAAGCAACCGGUUAUUGCGGUUCAGAUUUGAGAGCUUUAUGUACUGAAGCAGUUUUGCAAGGAUUGAGAAGAACGUAUCCCCAAAUAUACAUGACUAGCAAUAGGUUACUUUUAGAUCCUGAACGAGUUGAAGUUAAAAAGCGAGAUUUUUUACAAGCCAGUUCUAUUCUUGUACCAUCUUCACAAAGAGUCUCACCUUGUGCUCGAAGAAAAUUACAACCUUUUAUAGAGCCUUUAUUAGGGCCUCUGCUAGAAGAAUUACUUUGUUCUAUAAAAGGAAUAUUUCCUCAAGGAGUUAAUCCUGCUAUGGCAAAAGUGAAAGCUACUAAAGGAAUUCAUCGCCCAAGGCUAUUAAUUUCUGGCGGAAAUUUGUCGGAAGGUCAAGGGCCACAUUUAGCACAAGCAUUAUUAUACCACAUGGAACACUUACCAGUUCAAACAUUAGACGUUAGCAUUCUUUUUGCAGAAAGUGGACGAUCUCCAGAAGAAACCUGUGUGCAGGUAUUUAAUGAAGCUGCCAGAAAUGUACCGUCCAUAAUUUAUAUUCGAUCGAUCGAUCAGUGGUGGCCACUUGUACCUGAAACUGUAAAAGCAGUUUUCUUGUGUCGUAUCGCAGCGCUUGAUCCUUCAUUACCCAUCUUAAUUUUAGCCACAAGUGAUAGAACAUAUCAAGAUCUUCCGAUUCAGUUACGAGGCCUCUUCAGUGAAUUACGCGGAGAAGUUUAUUCUAUGAAAACACCAACAGCAGAACAAAGAUCGAAAUUCUUCCGACCUAUUUUUAUGAUUCAGAGUUUGAAGCCACCGAAGGUAAAAGACGACAAGAUAGAAGUUUUGGAAGAACUUCCUCUAGCACCAGAUCCUUUACCAAAGAAAUUAACAGAAGAGGAAAAGAAAGUGAUAUACGAAAAAGAGGAAGUGUCGCUAAGAGAAUUAAGAAUUUUCUUGAGAGAAAUUUGUGCAAAACUUGCAAGAAAUAGACAAUUUUUUAUGUUUACAAAGCCUGUAGACACGGAAGAAGUACCCGAUUAUAAUAUGAUAAUAAAACAACCAAUGGAUUUAGAAACAAUGAUGACGAAGAUUGAUAUGCAUUGUUAUCUCUGUGCUCGAGAUUUUCUUGAUGAUAUCGACCUAAUAUGUAAAAAUGCUUUGGAAUACAAUCCAGAUAGCUUACGUGAUAGGCCCUCCCUUGGAAUAUUAAAGAGGGACCCGGCAGACAAAUUAAUAAGGCAUCGUGCAUGUUCCCUUCGUGAUAAUGCGUAUGCGUUAAUAAAAGCAGAAUUAGAUUCCGAUUUUGAAGAUAAGUGUCGUGAAAUUUCGAAAAAUCGUAGGGUUAUUGAAAGUUCUGUUAACAAUGACACGGAAAACAAAAGUCGACCAAAAGCGGAACUUGUAUCUGCAUCUGAAAGAAUAGAGAAAAAGGAUAUUGCGAGUUCUAGUCAUCCUCUUGUUGUAAAUGGAAAGAGGUAUUCCAAUCCUAGGAAACGUAGAAUACCAGCUUGGGCAAGGGGCUACGUUAAAAAAGUACAUAAAAAGAAAAAGAUCGCAUUCGAUGAAAAUGCAAGUACGAUCACUAGCAAGGUCUGCUUAACCAAUGAAACUACUAGCAUCGAUUUAGAGAAAUUCCAAGAAUUCGAAACCGAAGCAAAUAGUGUUUUAAAUGGUCAUAUACGUCUGUUUGAUAAUUCAGAUUCUGAUAAUGAUUCACAAACUGAGCAUUCGAAGUAUGCACAAGCAACUCCAAACAAUAAUGUUUCCGAUCAACGCAUUGAUGAAAUUGAAAAUGUGGAGAUAUGUUUUAUGGAUGAAGAUAAGACCAUAGAAAAUAGCGGAUCUAAUUCUUCAUCCAGACGAGAAAGUAUGGAUGAAUUGUCGUUUGCUAUCGAAAGCGAUUCUUGUCCUACCAGAUUCGACGAAGAUGACAAACUUCUGGUGGACAAAAAUGAAAUGGAAAGCGCAUGGCAAUAUACUGUUGACAGUACACAAGAUUAUCCAGUCGAAGUAUUAUGUGACAUUUAUGUGCAACUGAGUCGGUGUGUAGGGAAAUAUGCUCAGAGUUAUGAUAGAAAAUCACUGCCAAAGGAUUUGCUCAAGGAGGUGAAAAGGUUUGAGGAAUACAAGACAACGUACGACAAAGUUCAUGAUGUUGCGAAUCAAACUGAUAUAGUAUAACUCAUCUGCAAUGUUUAAUGAAUUAUAACAAAGUCCUUUUGUACACGUACAUUGAACGAAGAUGAUGAAUUCAUGUUAAGUCACACAAUAAUUUAAAUUAUUUCUUAUUCUUUUCAAUUCUUACAGCUGCUCAUGGUUAAUGAUAAAACGGUGAUUCUUAUUAUCGUGCACAUAUUUAUGGCAAAACCGAAAUAAUGAUAUACUAAAAUUUCGAUUUUCAAAGAAAUGGUGAAGUAUAACUGUGUGUUCUUAUUACAAAGAAACAAAAGUAUUAUACAUGAAACUAAAAAAAAUACAAAAAAAUUUCAACUAUUUAUCUUAGCAUUCAAGUAUGAAAUUAUAAAUUAUCAUAACAUAUUGGCUUACAUUAUCUAAAAUAAUAAUUAGUGGCUGAUAUUAUACCUCUCUCAGUAAAAAAGUUGGAUAUCAAAUUUAAAUAUUUUAUUCAAUAACUAUAUAUUCUGUACUUAUUCAAUAA
Messenger RNA from Megachile rotundata (alfalfa leafcutting bee), 4827 nucleotides. RefSeq names its product ATPase family AAA domain-containing protein 2. Gene Ontology annotation, cellular component: nucleus. NCBI's taxonomy places the organism in Eukaryota, Metazoa, Arthropoda, Insecta, Hymenoptera, Megachilidae. Gene Ontology annotation, biological process: nucleosome assembly; transcription initiation-coupled chromatin remodeling; nucleosome disassembly. The record is from RefSeq and is a predicted model, not a curated record. Gene Ontology annotation, molecular function: histone binding; chromatin binding; ATP binding.